AUGGAGCUGGAGCUGGGGCUCGCGCUCCCGAACCACGCGCACCCAGCGGCGGGCUCCUGCGGGAAGAGGGCGUCGGCCGACCCGUUCGAGGCUCCCAAGGCCACGCUGCCGCUCUCUCUGCGCGACGACGACGACAUUAACGACCGCAUCGGCGGCGGCGGCGAACACGGCGCUGGCGCCCGCGAAUGGGAAAUGUGCAACGGGAAGAGGAAGCUGGCGGUGGGGUGGCCGCCGGUGAGGAGCGCGCGCCGCCGUCGUGGCCACGUGAAGGUGAGCAUGGAAGGGGUGCCCAUCGGGAGGAAGGUGGACCUCUCCCUCCACGGCUCCUACGACGAGCUCAUCCGCACGCUCCGCCUCAUGUUCCCGGCCUCCUCCGCUUGCCAAGGUCAUCAAUACGCGGUGACCUACGAGGACGGGGACGGGGACUGGCUGCUGGUCGGGGACGUGCCGUGGGAGGACUUUGCCAGGUCAGCCAAACGGCUCAGGAUACUCGUGUAA
This is a messenger RNA of Lolium rigidum, 498 nucleotides long. Its product is annotated as auxin-responsive protein IAA20-like. The record is from RefSeq and is a predicted model, not a curated record. Gene Ontology annotation, cellular component: nucleus. NCBI's taxonomy places the organism in Eukaryota, Viridiplantae, Streptophyta, Magnoliopsida, Poales, Poaceae. Bases 1 to 498 code for a protein of 165 amino acids. The transcript has 3 exons. Gene Ontology annotation, molecular function: protein binding. Gene Ontology annotation, biological process: regulation of DNA-templated transcription.